Callorhinchus milii (elephant shark) is the source of this 2824-nucleotide messenger RNA. RefSeq names its product actin related protein 2. Gene Ontology annotation, biological process: Arp2/3 complex-mediated actin nucleation. Gene Ontology annotation, cellular component: Arp2/3 protein complex; actin cortical patch. Lineage: Eukaryota; Metazoa; Chordata; Chondrichthyes; Chimaeriformes; Callorhinchidae. Gene Ontology annotation, molecular function: actin filament binding. The record is from RefSeq and is a predicted model, not a curated record. The transcript is spliced from 10 exons. Bases 120 to 1319 code for a protein of 399 amino acids.
GUUGUCCGGAAACACGUGACGCGAGCCGCCGGAUGGGUCGGUCGGUCGGCGGUUGGUAGCAGCAGCUCGAGCGGAGAGUAAAAAAAAAAUCCGGCGGCGGAGGCGACGGCAUCGGUGCCAUGGACAGUCAGGGCAAGAAGGUGGUGGUGUGUGACAACGGCACCGGGUUUGUGAAGUGUGGCUAUGCUGGUUCCAACUUCCCAGAACAUAUUUUUCCGGCCUUGGUUGGCCGACCCAUCAUCCGCUCCACUGCCAAAGUUGGGAAUAUUGAGAUCAAGAAUAACAAAAAGAUGGAUCUCAUGGUGGGCGAUGAAGCUAGUGAACUACGCUCUAUGCUGGAGGUUAAUUAUCCAAUGGAAAAUGGAAUAGUACGAAACUGGGAAGACAUGAAACAUUUGUGGGAUUAUACGUUUGGCCCUGAGAAGCUAAAUGUAGACUCCAGGAACUGCAAGAUCCUUCUGACAGAACCCCCAAUGAACCCAACAAAAAACAGAGAAAAGAUAAUAGAGGUCAUGUUUGAAACCUAUCAGUUUAGUGGAGUGUACAUUGCAAUUCAAGCUGUGUUGACACUAUAUGCUCAAGGUUUACUAACUGGUGUUGUUGUGGACUCUGGUGAUGGCGUAACCCACAUCUGCCCUGUAUAUGAGGGAUUUUCUCUGCCUCACCUGACACGAAGACUGGAUAUUGCAGGCAGGGACAUUACCCGGUAUCUCAUUAAGUUGCUUUUGCUGCGAGGGUACGCUUUCAACCACUCGGCAGAUUUUGAAACCGUGCGGAUGAUGAAAGAAAAACUGUGCUACGUGGGUUACAACAUUGAACAGGAGCAGAAACUGGCCUUAGAGACGACUGUUCUUGUGGAGUCCUACACGCUUCCAGAUGGUCGGGUCAUCAAAGUUGGAGGGGAGCGUUUUGAAGCCCCGGAAGCUCUGUUCCAACCUCAUCUUAUCAACGUUGAAGGUGUCGGAGUGGCUGAACUGCUUUUUAAUACAAUCCAGGCGGCUGACAUUGACACCAGAACUGAAUUCUACAAGCACAUUGUCCUUUCUGGUGGCUCCACUAUGUACCCUGGCUUGCCUUCCCGUUUGGAGCGUGAACUGAAACAACUUUACCUGGAACGUGUGCUGAAGGGAGACAUCGAAAAACUGUCUAAAUUCAAGAUUCGGAUUGAAGAUCCCCCUCGUCGCAAGCACAUGGUGUUUCUCGGUGGAGCAGUGCUGGCGGAUAUCAUGAAGGACAAGGAUAACUUCUGGAUGACUCGACAGGAGUACGAGGAGAAGGGUGUUCGCGUGCUGGAGAAACUCGGAGUGACUGUUCGAUAAACCAAGACACUAGUUCAAACGAUUCCUACUGCUUCCUUUUCUUAAUGCUCAUCUUCUAAAUCAUUCAGCUCUCUGACACGGAUAGGCUUCUUCUGUCUGACUUCCUGGCUCCUUCCUGGUUUAGUUCACUGACUACUAUGCUGGUUUCUUGGCAAAGCUUUGUUAAAUAUUCGUGAUUUCUAAAUUCAAAACCUCCUCAAUCAAUUUGACUGCAAUACAAAACCAAGGCAAAGGGCCCUGCCAGCCUCUCUGCUGCCUUGUUCAUAACUGUAAGCAUUUGGAUAGCUCCUGUAGGCUCUUUCAUUUGCAUCUUUAGUCAUAGGGCUGCCAGCUUUGUCUGCUCACUCGCUCGCUUCCUUCCUUCCUCUAGCACACCGGGUGGUUUGGCAAUUCAGGCUCCAACUUCUAUAUUUUUUAAAAAAAAACACAUUACAAUUGAGUCUCACUCUAACGAACCCCACUUAUACCAAACCCCUGGUGGAGUCCUAUGGCGUAGUGGUUAGCACACUCACCUUGCAAGUGAAAGGACCUAUGUUUGUUUACCAGGCAGGGCAAAACCUUUGGCAAGUUUCCUUACUCCAAACACCUCUACCUAGCAGCAAGUAGGAACCCGGUUGCGAGUCGAAUGGCGGAUUGCUUUCUGUAGGUAAUAAUCCCUACAAAAUGUAAUAAUAAUUUUGUCACUCAAUCCACAACUGUUUGUGGGGCACGGCUGUGUGCUAUUGGCUGCUGUGUUUCACCCACAAAAUAUAGUCAAUUCACUUUACACUAUAUUCUGUGAAGCGCUUUGAGAUGUCUCAACGAUGUGAUGAGAUGCUAUAUCAAAUCCAAGGAUUAUUAUAUUAACAAGACCCAAUUUCUGCACCUUUGUCGACCAAAGCGAACACCUUGAUAUAACAAUCUUUUCUGCCCAUGCCGAGGAGGUUCGUUAUCAUGAGGUUCGACUGUACCACAUGAUUGCAGUGGUAGCAUCAUUGACUGGACGGUUUAUAUAAUGUGGAUUCACCUCCAUGAAGUGGAGACGAGAGUAAAAGUUGUUGCCACACAGUCUCAUCCUUUUUCAAACUUUAAUUAUCGCACUCAGGAUAGACUAUGGCAGUGAUUCAAUAAAUUCAGUUUAUAGAUUUUUUUUUGUUGUGGGAUGUUUAAAUGGUAAACUUUGGCUAACCCGAUUUAAUUUUAAUGUAUAUUUUCUCUUAAAUUGUGAUAUGCAGUGAUAAAUAUUCAGAUACUGUAAAGAGCAACGAAUGUGGCUAUGUGUGUAGAUGCUCUUCACUUGGCUCAAAGCUACAAACACACGCAUCUUGUAAAACCAAAAGGGACCAGGCUCCCUGGUAGAUGUAGCUAUGUUGACUAAAAAAAGAAACCUAUAUAUAUAAUAUGGAAAACACUAGAACUUGCUUAUAAAUUGAUAGAGCUGAUAUUUAAGUUGACGGCGCUCAGUUGUGUCUGAAGCGCUUCUUAUUGAAAUUCAUCAAACAUUAAAAAAAAGCAUAAUCCAGUUA